Physcomitrium patens is the source of this 5167-nucleotide messenger RNA. RefSeq names its product myosin-1. The record is from RefSeq and is a predicted model, not a curated record. Lineage: Eukaryota; Viridiplantae; Streptophyta; Bryopsida; Funariales; Funariaceae. Gene Ontology annotation, cellular component: myosin complex; actin cytoskeleton; membrane. Gene Ontology annotation, biological process: actin filament organization. Gene Ontology annotation, molecular function: microfilament motor activity; ATP binding; actin filament binding.
GAAGGGGAGAGCUGGCAAUACAAAUCAGACUCGGCCUGGCCGUUGCCAGCAGCAGGCUACAUCGCCUCUCUCUCAUCGUGUCCCUUAUGGCCAAGCCCACUACUACUACUACACCUCCUGCCUCCUGCCUGUUUGGCCCUUCCGCGCUUGGAUUUCUCCGCCCCUGGGCUUGCGGUGGGUGGUGGAGUAGACUCUGAGUGAGUUUUCAUCCAGUGGGGGUUGUUGGGAUUGAGUGGGGUGCGAGCUCCCGGAAGGGGAAUGUUGGCUUGUGGCGGAAUUCAUUCGGACAGUGUGUGGGGUGGUGGUUGGAGUGAAGGAGAGUGUGGAGUGUUAGAAGGGCACGGUGAGCUUGGAGGGAGGGAGGGAAUGGUGGUUGCAGCAGCAUUUGGAUCUUUCGCUUGGAAAGUGAUGAUAAUGUGAAUGCGUAGCGGUGAUAGUUGCGGUUUUUUUUUUUUUUCUCCCCUCCCUCCCCUGAGUGUAGUUUCUUCGGGGGAUGGAUCCGGGAGUCUGUUGUGUCAGGGUUGGUUGUCACAUCUCGCGGUGCUGUUGUGUGAGAACGAGCAUUGUCAGCUGAAAAAGCAUUUGUCCAUUUGUGAGGAAGAAUCUUUUUGAUGGUCUUUCUUAAAUUCAGCGGCAUUCUAAUUCGACAUCGGCGAGGUUAGAUAGGAAGUCUUUUGUGUUUGGGGAAGAUGGCGGGAUUCCCUUGAGAGAGUUGGAAACGUACAGGGCAUUGAACAGUUGCGGUAUUCUUCGAAGGUCACAAUGUUUUCCUCGGUUGGAAACGAUUCUAGGACCCCCGUGCGGGGAGUGCAAGAUUUUACGACGGCUGAAUACAUUGAGGAGGAUGACAUGUUGAGUGAUGAGACGGAGAACGAUGUGGUUCUGUCUGCACCUUCGAUGCCCACAUCCAGAGCGCGCUUAUCAUCAUCAAUGCGAGCUAAGAAAGCUCCGGGCGCGUGUAUAGACAAUCUCGCCAUCCCGAGUAAAGGUUCCGGGAUGCUGUUGAAGGAAAAUAUCGCCCUCGGGUCCCCCAUUUCAAAUCUGAUUACAGCAGUCGAUCCUGCAGGCUUGGCUUCAAGAUGCCUGUCAAAACCAUUCGACCUUGCAUCUGAAAAUAGUCAUGCCCCUCUUGCGGAAAGAGAGAUAGUUGCGAACUAUGGAAGCUUGCCCAAUCCCCAGUUCGUAUCGUCCCCUACCAUCAUGCCUACUCUUUUCACGCCGGCAAAGGAAAGCAAUGCACAAAUGGGCAGUAUCUUUGAUGACAGAAUAAAUGUCUCCGGCGAUAACCGGGGAUUUUCUCGCGAACAAUCAACUUUCAGUUUUCUAACUGCACAAGAACCUCCUGCACCUCAAACUCCUGGCGCGGAAAAUUUUGCCCUUCAUCCUGCCACUACUCCAUCAUCUGGCAAGAAAUGGAGGGAUGAUGGUACAUUGCGCUUGAAGAAGAAUCUACGGGUGUGGUUUUUAUCUUCAGAUUACAAUUGGAUUGCUGGAACAGUAAUUACUAUCGAGGAUACGGAGGCCGUGGUUCGCACUCCUGAUCAACUGAUGAUCAAAGUAAAUGCGUCAAGUCUACAGCCAGCAAACCCCGAAAUAUUAGAAGGAGUCUUCGAUUUGAUCAAACUCAGCUACCUGAACGAGCCUUCUGUUCUGCAUAAUUUAGCCUUCCGGUAUGCGAAGGACAAAAUAUAUACUAGAGCAGGUCCUGUCUUGAUUGCAGUCAAUCCUUUUAAGAAAGUUCCCAUCUAUGGUCCAGACAGUGUACAAGCUUAUCAAAAGAGAACUCCAGAGAGCUCUCAUCCUCAUGUAUAUAUGACAGCGGACACUGCUUUCAAUGCCAUGAUGCGAGAUGGAAUCAAUCAGUCUAUUAUCAUUAGUGGUGAGAGCGGUGCAGGGAAGACAGAAACCGCCAAAAUUGCCAUGCAGUAUCUAGCUGCACUUGGAGGCGGUGGUGGGUUGGAAGAUGAGAUCUUGCAAACAAACCCUAUUUUGGAAGCAUUCGGCAACGCUAAAACGUUACGAAAUGACAAUUCCAGUCGCUUUGGCAAGCUGAUUGACAUCCACUUUGAUAGAUCAGGGAGAAUAUGUGGUGCAUAUAUUCACACUUAUUUACUAGAAAAGUCACGAGUUGUCAAGCAGGCUGAAGGCGAAAGGUCUUAUCAUGUCUUUUAUCAGCUUUGCGCUGGAGCUAAUAGACCUUUACAAGAACGGUUACAUCUAAAAUCUGCGAAAGAGUAUCGGUAUUUGAGCCAAAGCAACUGUUUGUCUAUCGACAACGUUGACGAUGCAGAGAAAUUCCAAAAUUUGAGGAGUGCCAUGAAUGUCGUGGAUAUCAGCAAGGAAGACCAAGAGCAAUCUUUUGAAAUGCUUUCAGCUGUGCUGUGGCUUGGGAAUAUCACUUUCUCCGUUGUUGAAUAUGAUAAUCAUGUCGUUGUUGAUGAAAAUGAAGCGGUAAAAGUGGCCGCAGCAUUGCUUCAUUGCGAGUGCAGCGAUCUUAUUGCAGCCCUCUCCACCCGAAGGAUCCGUGCAGGAGGUGAUCAUAUUAUACAGAGAUUGACCCUAACUCAGGCAACCGAUUCCAGAGACGCCCUUGCUAAAGCUAUCUAUGCGAACUUGUUUGACUGGUUGGUGGAACGUAUUAACAAGUCCUUGGAGGUUGGCAAGAAGCGAACAGGAAGGUCAAUCAGCAUACUAGAUAUUUAUGGUUUUGAAUCUUUUCAGAAGAACAGUUUUGAGCAGUUAUGCAUAAACUAUGCAAACGAAAGGUUGCAACAACAUUUCAAUCGCCAUCUGUUUAAGCUUGAGCAAGAGGAGUACACCUCAGAAAACAUUGAUUGGACCAGAGUAGAUUUUGAAGAUAAUCAAGAGUGUCUUGAUCUUAUUGAGAAGAGACCAUUGGGAUUGAUUUCACUACUGGAUGAAGAGUGCAUGUUUCCACGAUCUUCAGAUUUAACACUUGCAAAUAAGUGGAAGGAGCAUCUGAAAGGGAAUGUUUGUUUCAAAUGCGAACGAGAUAAGGCAUUCCGCGUUUGUCACUACGCCGGGGAGGUGGUGUAUGAAACCAAUGGGUUUCUCGAGAAAAACAGGGACCUGCUUCAUGCAGAUCUGUUGCAGUUGUUAGCUUCCUGUGAUUGCGCAUUAUCACAGCUCUUUGCUGCCUCUAUCGGAGAUGGUGUGCAGAAGCUGAUCAGUCCCACCCGCAGGAGUUUCAAUGGCAGUACAGAAUCACAAAAGCAGAGUGUGGCUACAAAGUUCAAGGGUCAACUGAACAAGCUGAUGCAAAGGCUGGAGAGCACUGAGCCCCACUUCAUCAGGUGUAUCAAACCCAAUACAUCACAGCUUCCUGAUAUAUUCGAGCAGGGGCUGGUAUUACAGCAGCUUCGGUGUUGUGGAGUCCUUGAGGUCGUUCGCAUCUCACGAUCUGGCUAUCCAAACCGUCAUUCGCAUGAUGAAUUUGCAAGCCGGUAUGGCUUUCUUCUUCCAAGAAGCCUAUCCAACCAGGAGGAUGUGCUAGAUAUAUGUGUUUCCAUACUACAUCAAUUUGGCAUUCCUCCAGAUAUGUAUCAAGUUGGCAUCUCAAAGCUAUUCUUUCGUGCUGGACAGAUAGGACAUUUGGAGGACGUUAGAUUGAGGACCCUUCAGGGUGUCACUCGAGUUCAAGCAGUGUACAAGGGUUACAAGGCCCGGUGCAUUUACAAACAACGACGCAUGACCACAAUCAUUUUACAAUGCAUGGUGAGAGGGGCAAUAGCAAGAAAGCGAUUCGGGAGAUUGCUAGAGAGGCAUCGUGCAGCUGUAAUUGUACAAAAGUAUGCACGACAGCAGUCUGCCUGUCGUAAAUAUCAAUCAAUAAAAGAAAAAAUCGUCAAGGUUCAAGCAGUCAUUCGUAUGUGGUUGGCUAGGAAACAAUUUCUUGCCCAAAGAAGGGAGGCUGAAGAGAGGCUGGCAACUGAGGCGAAGCUAAGAGUCGAGGCCCAAGCUAGGGAAGAAGCUAGGAUCAAAGAAGAAACUAAGUUAAAGAAAGAACGCAUGAUUCACGAACAACAUACUUUUGCUGAUGAUGAGCGUGAUGAAGAACCAGAACUCAUUAAGGUGGUGGCAGCAGAGGAAUUGCAAGAGGUCACCAUCAAGGUGCGGCCCUCAUACCUUCUGGAGCUGCAGCGGCGUGCAGUAAUGGCAGAGAAAGCACUAAGAGAGAAGGAGGAAGAAAAUGCCUCGAUGCGGCAGAAGAUCCUGCAUUACGAGGCACGGUGGAUGGAGUAUGAAGCCAAGAUGACGUCCAUGGAAGAGAUGUGGCAGAAGCAGAUGUCGUCCCUGCAGCUCAGCUUAUCAGCUGCUAAGAGGAGCUUAGCAACGGAUGACUAUUCAAUGCUGCAAACUCCAACGAAGGAUCAUGAUUCUAUCAAUGAUCGCUUUUCUGCCGGUAAGCAUCAGCGCACCAAACGGCAACUCCUGCCCCCCCCUGACGACGAAGAAUUUGAUUGGGAUGACGCCACCACUAACGGCACAAGGAGCCCGGACCAGUUCUAUAACAGGUACUUGCUACCAGGCCGUGAGUGUAGCACCCCACGUGGUGAUGUGGACGCUGCUCGGUCUGUGGUCAAUCACCUAGUCAGAGAAUUUGAUCACCGAACACAGGUCUUCAAUGACGACGCUGAUUUUCUCAUAGAGGUUAAGUCAGGCCUUACUGAAGCGCCCCUGGACCCAGAAGAAGAACUCCGGAAGCUGAGAAUGAGAUUUGAUACCUGGAAGAAAGACUUCAAAACCAGGCUGCGAGAGACCAAGUUGGUCUUGCAGAGAUUGUGCAACGUAGAUUCGGCUGAGAAAGAGAAGACACGCAAGAAGUGGUGGAGCAAAAGAACUACUCCUUGACCAGAAUGAAGAGAUGGGUUUUUCUGCAGCUGGAGCUCAUUGUGACGUAUCAUGUUGCAGCUAAUUUCUUGUCAGCAAUCAUACUGCUAGAAUCACUCUAUCAUAGAAUUGUAUAUAUUGUUUAUUUAGAGACAUUUUUAAUCCAUGCUUCUGACGACGCCCAUGUCGUUGGGUUGGCUAGACGGACGAUCUCCUUUCAAUUCAUAGUAUCAUCCAUUUUUGCUUCACAUUCUCCAUCGUGAAGCCUUUCUUGUCUGGUUCUAGUUUUGAUACCAUUGUCCUCGCGUUUUCUUGA